AUGGGCACCGAAACUGACAUCGUCGCCAGAUUCGACAUCCACCUCGACGCCGGAGAUGAGCCCGUGUUUAAGGGCGGCGAGCUGAUCACUGGUAAAUUGCUUAUCGAACUCCGCAAACCGAUCAUCAUCAACGCGGUCAAGUUGCAAAUGAAAGGACGUGCCGCGUGGCUGAACGAUCCGCUGAAGAAGGACGAUAUCGAGAAGGUAAGAAUCGCGCAUACAUAGAAACGGGUGUGCUGCGAGCGGGGACUAGUGGUCAAAGAGUUGAAAUUUCUAGGCCACGCUUGUUUUUCGCCACAAAAUCUUCAAUUUUCCUCACAAAAACGUUGUUUUUCCCUACGAAAAUUUCAUUUUUCGCAAUGUGAAAGAGAUUCUAGAAACGUGUAACCGAAUUUCCCUUCAAAUCACAUCAUUCGAUGGCAAUUCUCACUAAUCUCCCUAUUUUCAGGUCUACUUCGACCAGGACUUUACUCUUCUCGAGCGCCCGCCAGGCAAACCAGAGCCCGGACACUUCCAAUGGAUCGGAGACUUCACUUACAGCCUUCCGUUCGAAUGCCCGCUGCCAAAAGGAUGCCCGAGCACCUACGAAGGACCGCAUGCGUUCAUCAGAUACUUCAUUCGCGCCAGUCUCGUCCAGGAAGAUGAAUUCGAGAAGAUUGUGAGUUUUUUUUAACCGAUCUAUAGGGAACAAAGGAAGCCUAGCGAGUAAUUCAUUGAAAAUCGUCUGCUUGCCGUUUCAGUUGAAUAAAUAAGCGGUACCAACUCGAUAUUUUCCAAAUUUCAGCAUGAGUACUACGUGAAGAAGGCGUUCACACUCGUCAGCCCGUCGGAAGGACACAUUGUCACCGGCGAAUCGGCUCAGACUGAAGAUUCGGCUAUUCUCGGAAAGUGCUGCUGCAAAUCGAAGCUCGCUGCGGAGCUCUUGCUGCCGAAAACUGGAUUCCUGCCAGGAGAAGCCAUCUACGGAAAUCUGAAGAUUGGAAGCAAGCAUCCGAAGGAUAUUCUCAAUCACGUGAGUCAAUUUGUUGUCUUCCAGCACAACGACAAUAAUUUUCAGAUGGAAGCCAGACUCGUCGACCGUGUUCGUCGCAUCGGUGCACCGGAAGUCGCUGCCGCUUCUCCGUGGAGGACGCUGUUGGUCAGAAAGUUGGAGACCACUCAUGAGAACCCAGCCAAAACCAAGGGAGCCAUCGACCAGCCCGGACUCUUCCUGCUCACCGUCCCGCCAGUCUGCCCGAGUACCAAGGGAGAUCAUGAGGACCCGUCGAAGAUCGAGCACAUCCUCAGCCCAUACGGAAAACUGUUGGAGAGCCCAUCGACCGCCACGCUCCGUUUCCGCAAGAUUCCGUUCCUGAAGAUCGAGUACGGACUCCAGGUGACUCUCGGAACAGACAUCUUGCUGGAGAUUCCAAUCGAGAUCGGCGAACUGUCCACCAGGGACAAGAGCAACACUUUGGAAGCGUUUGUGACAGGACCGCAGCCAGUUGAGGAGGCCGACGAGAAGGGGAAGAUCGCCGUGAACGGACCAUUCGUGUACACUCCAGUCUAUCCGUACCCGCAGAAUGACGGAGUCAACGGAAAGGCCAUCACUGUGAUCAACACGGAUCCGAGCAUUCAUCAGAGCAUUGACGGACCUGAGGUGAGGACAUUUGGACUACAUAUGUUCUGAAAUCUGACAUGAACUUAUUUUUUUCAGAAGACGAUCGUCACCACUACUCGCACAAUUGUCACCCACUCCGACGGACAUGAAUCGAAGACCAUGGAGGAGACGGUUGUGGAAACUGAGGGAGAAGUUGUGAAGACCGUCCACGAGACUACUGUCGACGACGCGGGAGUCAAGAGCGAGAGAAAGGAAACUGUGAGUCAUACAUACGCUUUGAGUGAAUUGCUCUCACGUUUACACGUUGCAGACGACCAUCGAUGCGUCUGGCGAUGAGAAGCACUCUGUGGAGACGUCGAAGACGAGAGUGGCCGAAACCGCUGAGCUUCCUGAGGUUAUCAAGGAGGCUCGCGAGAGAAUUGAGCAUCUCGUGGAACAUCACACGGUAAGCCACAUAUCCAAAGAAAGGUUCAUCCUCAAACAGGGAUAGGCAAAACGCCGGCCCAGGGUUUUCGAAGGCCAAUCGAGGCCUGGACUUUGGAUCUGAUAGAAGUCGAAAUCCAGGCUUUGAUAGGUUUUCAAAAAGCCUGGGAUUGGCUUAGCAGGCUUUUUGCAGCCUUCCUGGAUUGGAGUAUCUUGCGACCAAGUAUCAGACCGAACGAAUCACUUAAUCGGAAAAUACACUGAUCUAGAGCACAAAAACCCUGGUUUUUGCAAAAAGCCCAUAUAUCUCCGGAUCAGAUAAUCCCAUCGGGCUGAGACUUGAACCUCAAUUUCCUAGCUCUUCCCUGAACGAUGAAUGUUCCAGGAGCAAGCCGCAUCGCCGAAAGUUUCUGAGCCCACCGUGGAGACAAUCAUCAACGAGAACGGCGAAGAGACGAUCGUGUCGACGGAGAUCAUCGAGGACGGCGACACGCGGACCGUGAAGACGACGACGCUCACGAAGCACGCCGACGGAAGCGAGUCGACGCUGGUCCAGGAGAACACCACCACCGAGACGGUCACGACGAGCGAGGAGUGA
Messenger RNA from Caenorhabditis sp. 36 PRJEB53466, 2621 nucleotides. The record is from the annotation of a GenBank genome assembly. NCBI's taxonomy places the organism in Eukaryota, Metazoa, Nematoda, Chromadorea, Rhabditida, Rhabditidae.